Messenger RNA from Funneliformis mosseae, 339 nucleotides. NCBI's taxonomy places the organism in Eukaryota, Fungi, Glomeromycota, Glomeromycetes, Glomerales, Glomeraceae. The record is from the annotation of a GenBank genome assembly.
AUGGUGGGUGCUUACGUAAUGAAAAUUAAGGAAUUGGAGCAAAGUAACGAAGGGUUACGUUCACAAUUCAAAUAUUUAGAAGAAAAAGUUAGAGAGCGAGAUGAAGAAACCAAAGCCAAUAUCAAUAAUUCAGAAGAAAAUUUUAGAGAAGCAAAGGCCAAGCAAGAAAUUAUUAAUAAUUUAGAAGAAAAGAUUAGAGAACGAGAAGAAGUAAUGAAGUUGCGUUUGAUGUUAUGGUUAAAUGGGACUAUCUACACACAAUUGAAGAGACGAUCAGUUAGUAUGGUAUGGUUUAUCGAGAAUGGAGCCGUUUAUGAGUACAUUGAAGAAAUGUAUUAA